AGGAAACAAGCAGCAGAGAACCAGCUGGAGGCUCGAGACUGAUUUAAAGACGAUCAGUCCAUCCAAGGUUCCUUCCUGCGGCAGUAUGCAUGUGUGUGUGUGUGUGUGCUCACAGAGAUGGGGGGUCAGGCCUCGUCAGUAGAGGACGUCCAUGUCGUGGUCGUUGGCGGUGGAUUCGGAGGCAUCGCGGUGGCUCAGCAGCUGAAAUCUGGAGGACUUUGUUUCACUCUGAUCGACAUGAGAGACGCAUUUCAUCACAACGUGGCGGCGCUCAGAGCGUCCGUACAGUCCGGCUUUGCUCGGAGGACCUUCAUCCCGUACGCUGAGACCUUUGGAGACAGUUUUGUUCAGGGACGAGUUCAGCGAGUCGACACCGACAGACAGACGGUCGUCCUGGAGGGAGGAAGGGAGAUCCAGUACUCCCACCUCAUCCUGUGUACUGGGACUGAUGGAACCUUCCCCGGGAAGUUCAACACUGUGGCAUCGUAUCAGACCGCCGUCCAGACAUACGAGGACUUCGUCAAGCAGGUGCAGGCAGCAGGCUCAGUGUUGGUGGUGGGAGGAGGGUCGACCGGUGUGGAGAUGGCUGCUGAGAUCAAGACCGAGUAUCCGGACAAGAAGGUUGUGCUGACAGCGGGCUGCCUGGCUGAUAACGGAGCUUUAAAGGUGAACGAUCACCUGCAGGUUGAAGGUUUCUCUAACGUCUUUGCUGUGGGCGACUGCGCCAAUGUCAACGAGCCCAAGAUGGCGUACCACGCCGGGCUGCACGCCACCGUCGCCGUGAGCAACAUCAUCAACAGUCUGAGUGGGAAGGAGCUGACCUCAUAUCGCACAGGUAACGUCACCAUGUUGCUGGCGAUGGGCCGUGACGACGGUGUGGGUCAGUUUAACGGGCUGAGGUUGCCUCGUUGCCUGGUUGCUCUGGGGAAGAGUCGAGAUCUGCUGCUGUGGAAGAGCUGGAGGGAGAUGCAACAGAAGCAACCCUGACACACACACACACACACUCACACACACACACACGUUCGUACACUUGUGAGGACCGUGACCAAGGACUUUAAUAUGAACCCAGGUUACUGACGCAGGGCAAAGGUCACAUUUCUUUGUGUUUACAACUUUACAAAAACAACCUGUAAACAUUCAUGUGGACGUUUUAAAAUUCAGACGGAUUCACAUGGAAACGGUCUCAGUUUUUAAAUCACAGGGAGGCUGUUGUUUCUCCUCAGUUCAGCUGGAGUCUUCUUCUUCUUCUUCUGGUAUUUAAACACUGUAGAGUGAACGACAGCUGACUUUAGGUCUGUUUAACAUCGUACAUGUUACAGUUAUUUAGAUUAAAUUAAAAAAACACCUCAAGGGAUUUGUUUUUUAAAUUUGGCACAAACGUUCACCUGGACCCAACGAUGAACUUAUUAGAUUUUGGUGAUCAAAGGUCACUUUGAACUCAUCCAUCUCAUUCUCAUGAAUGAGAUAUUUUAAAAAACUUUGGCACAAAUGUUAACUUUGACUUAACAGCAAACAUUAGAUUUUGAAGGUCACCUUGCGCCCCCCUUAUUCUCAUGAACACAAUAUCACAAGAAUGCCUCAAUUUCUUCAAAUCUGGCACAAACAUCCACUUGGUGGGCAAAGAUCAAGGUCACUGAUCAUACAACCACAGGGCGGACUGGUGGGCGGAGUCAUACAACCACAGGGCGGACUGGUGGGCGGAGUCAUACAACCACAGGGCAGUGAUUGUAGUUUGAUCUUGUUUCCACAUUUGUUCUUUAGUUUCUGGCUCUUAAAGUUGAUGCAAAGUCACUUGUUUAAAUCUUAACAGUAUGAAUUUCAGUUCCCGUCAGUAAAAUAAACGUGUCAUUAUUUACAUGUGGACCGACAGCAGCCUGGUCCAGGUCAUAAAGAGUUAAUAACUGUAUAUUUAGCUUUAGGUAAACAUGAGUUAUCUGCUCCUGUUUCAUCGAGUUCAAGCUUUAAAAACAUCAAAUGAACAAACACAUUUAUAAACAGCUUCUUUAUUAUAUUUUUCAAACAAUAAAUAAAAUGUUUUGAACCUGAA
Messenger RNA from Epinephelus moara (kelp grouper), 2047 nucleotides. It is a transcript of the gene aifm2, whose product is annotated as apoptosis inducing factor mitochondria associated 2. Bases 118 to 987 code for a protein of 289 amino acids. Gene Ontology annotation, cellular component: mitochondrion; cytoplasm. The record is from RefSeq and is a predicted model, not a curated record. Gene Ontology annotation, molecular function: flavin adenine dinucleotide binding; electron-transferring-flavoprotein dehydrogenase activity. NCBI's taxonomy places the organism in Eukaryota, Metazoa, Chordata, Actinopteri, Perciformes, Serranidae. The transcript has 7 exons. Gene Ontology annotation, biological process: positive regulation of apoptotic process; apoptotic mitochondrial changes.